Messenger RNA from Drosophila sechellia, 1830 nucleotides. RefSeq lists its product as uncharacterized. Bases 52 to 1122 code for a protein of 356 amino acids. The record is from RefSeq and is a predicted model, not a curated record. The transcript has 3 exons. NCBI's taxonomy places the organism in Eukaryota, Metazoa, Arthropoda, Insecta, Diptera, Drosophilidae.
AGUCCGGGCCUUUUGGCAGCGUGCAAAAGGCAAGGAAAAGCGCCCGCAGACAUGUCAUCAAACAGAAUCCGGCCGGAGUUGGUCCUCCUGCAGGUGCUGCUACUGGCGGCCACACUAAUCCCUUUGCUGCAGGCCGGGAUAGUUACAGCACCGUACUCCGCAUCGGAUUCGGAUUUGGAUUCGGAUCCGGACACCACCGCCACCACCAUCACCACCACCGACAACUACAACCCGCAUGCGGAGGAGCUGCAACUGGAAUCGGAGACGGAGGCCACUGCUGCUCAAGUGGAUGGCCAACGCAUCGACUGCAAAUUGACUUUCGAUGCGGCGACAAUGGACUCGUUAGGCUGCCACAAUGAGGGGGCGUUGCCAGAGAGGGGGGCGUUACCAGGCAGUGGUAAUAAGCCGGUGGAGGAGAUGCCUGCGGCAAAUCCGGACUGGCGGCGCCACUUGAAGUCCCCGGACAGUCAGCCCAUCUAUGAAUUACAAUUGGUUGUUUGGCCCACUGACAUCGAGGAUGGUGAUGACUUCAGUCCACCGCUGGCCACCACAACAACAACAGAAACAACAACAACGACAGCUAGGACCACUAGAGCCACCAGUAGCACCACUAGCACCACCCCCAAGCCCACCCAAAUUGGGACACCUAUUGAGCAAAUAUGGCCAUUGUACGAGGAUCAAUUGGUUGUAUUUCCGCAAAUGGACUUUGAAGAGGAGAAUCUUGAUUAUUUCUUCGACGAAGUGCCACCACCCACUUCACCGACCACCGGUCGCCCGGUGACCACCAGUCAUCCCACGGGCACGCCCACUCCCACGCCCAUUUACGUUGUGCAAAACUAUCACGUUAUACACCCCAAUGGCACCGAGGAGUACAAAUUGGUGAUGAGCAACGGCCUGGUGAACUACAAGAAGCUGUACUCCAAGAAAGUGGGUGACCGGCUGAUCAACGUGCAGGAGGGCUACAAUUCGGUGCCCAUUCCCGGACCCAAAAACCAAAUCCAGACGCAGUACUACAUUGCCGACGAGCGGGGCUACAAUGUCUAUAGAAUCGAGCUCCACUAUUACCAGCCAGGGUUGCCCAAACAUUUGCAUUACAAAGCCACAAAAGCGACCAAUAUGUGAAUGAGGAUGGGCAGGAUUUCCAGCUGGCGGCACAGUGGUGCUAACCACUAGCCACACUAAGUAAACAUAUAUAUAUUUUUUUUGCAUUUUUUUUAUAACUUAUUUUAGCUGAAGUGUUGCCAAUAAAUUGUAAAGAAAACUGGUCUUAUUUUUAUUUAGUUUUUGCUUGUGAAAUGAAACAACAUUUUUUUUAAAUAGAUUAAACUGGCAUUUAUACGAAGAUAUAUUUGUAUCUUUUUUUCUGCUUUGUUUGCAUAUAUUUAUAAAAUGUAUAAGUAUUUAUUUAUUAUAAUUUUUCGACCCAAUGUUCACUUUGUUGGGGGCAAACAAAUGGCGAAAUAAAAUGUAGAGCCCACAAAAUGAUUUGCAGUGUUUUUAUUUUGUUUGUCUGUAGCUUUUGGUGUUACGUAUAUGUUUUUUGUUUUUGCGUUUUUUGUCCAUUGCUGGUUUGUAUUUUGUUUUUUCACCAUUUUUAUUUCACCAGAUUUUGCAAACACCCAAUGUUGUUGUUGUUAAGCCCGAUUUCUAUUCUAUUUGCUGUUGCUUUCUCAAUCGCAGUGCUACUGAUUGCCAUCUUCGGUGGCUGCUGUGCAGCUGCUGCACUGAGAGAAAAGGUUUUAGAUAUACAUAAUAUAAGUAAACAAAAAUAAUAAGUUAAUAUUGCUAAGAUUGAGAUGUUUUGGUACAUUUGAUGUAUGCUUUAAUGGU